Molecule: messenger RNA, 2169 nt
Organism: Debaryomyces fabryi
Lineage: Eukaryota; Fungi; Ascomycota; Pichiomycetes; Serinales; Debaryomycetaceae
Product: Zn(II)2Cys6 transcription factor
Exons: 1
Coding region: 1-2169 (722 amino acids)
Biological process (GO): positive regulation of transcription by RNA polymerase II
Cellular component (GO): nucleus
Molecular function (GO): DNA-binding transcription factor activity, RNA polymerase II-specific; zinc ion binding; transcription cis-regulatory region binding
Source: RefSeq, a predicted model, not a curated record
AUGUCAACAGGUAUUUUAAAGUUUGAUGAUGAAAAAAGGAAGAAAAAGAGGGACUAUAGUAAAAAUGGUUGCAGGGAAUGUAAACGACGGAAGAUCAAGUGUGAUGAAGCAAAACCAGAAUGCUGGCAAUGCAAAAGACUAAAAAAGUUCUGCUCAUAUCCAGAAGUUGGAGAAAGGGUAGCAAGGGUAUCAAGGAAACGAAUGCGCAAUUAUGAUUCUUACAGAGAGUCUGAGGGAUUAAAUUCUCCUAAUUUAUACGGCCCUGGCACAGCUAUAGACCCACGUAUGAAAAAUACUAUAGGAAAUGGCCAAGCACAGAAUUCCACAUAUACUCAACCACAGUCCAAUACCCGAGAAAUAUAUCCACCUCGAUUAGCUCCACCAUCCAUAAUAAAUUUACUUAAUGAUACCCAGAAUAUUGAUCGAAGUAGCGUUAAUGGCACAAGCAGAACUACUGCGACACCAGAAGAUGGGUCACAAUCUCUGCCGUUUACUAUUUUAAAUGAUUCUAAUAAAUUUCGGAACUUAUCUGAUCAACGUGCAGAAUCUGAAUACAGUACUACACCUGGGCACCCAAUCGAAAAUGGUGACAUGAUAUUAUUAAGUUCUGAUGGAUUAUAUGAAUCUAACCCGAAAGACCUUAAUUUAUUAGCCACUGACCUAAAUGAUAUCGUUAGCAGCUUUAUGUUCGAAGCUAACUUUGAUACAAAAUUACAUGAAGAUGAUUUUCAGUCAUUAGACAAUCUAUUUGAUGAGCAUAUAGCUAAAUAUAAGGACGUAUCUGAUGGAGAAUUGAACGUGCAUGCUAAUGCUAAUGAAGAUAUUGAUGGGCCUAUUCCUAGACAUAUUCCGGUAGAUUUUAUUAAAGUUAAAACGAAAAGAGAAGAGAAAUAUCUUCGAGGGUUUUAUGAUAUUUUUGCGGAAAUAAUGGUUCCUUUCAAUUCUUACGACGAGAAAGUAAAAGCAUCAUUCAAUCCAUUACGAGAUACUUUACUCAAAUGUGCAUCAGAAGAACCAUUUCUUUUAGCAGGUUUAUUAGCGCUGGGAGCUAAAGCGUGUUUUGAGAAGUCCAAUUUACCAGAAGACGAAGAGGCAUUUUUUAAGUAUCUUUCAAAUUGUUUGAAAAUGUUAGAACCAUCUUUGCUAGGGAAAGAAGAUAAAGAUAAGAAAACAUGGGCAUCAAACAUAGAUUCUGUCCUAGUAACUGUUUUAUUGUUAACAGGAAUUAAUGCAUUGAGUUCCAAACAAGAAUGGAGACCGCACUUAAGGGGCGCAAAAGACAUUCUAUUAAGAUAUUCAUCAAAUAGUCUUGAGUAUCCCAGACUAAGGCAUUCAAAAUUAAUGAUCUUCUGUAAAUUUAUCUUUGCAUCCUAUGAAACUUUAGCAGGGUUAAGUUCUAAAUUUGGAGGGACCCUUAAGGAAUCGGAAAUAGAUCUAUUAAUUUCUGCUGGUGAUCCAGAUGAGUUAAAGGCUUUGAGGGAUCUAGGAAUUGUAAGAGAUGAUGGGUUCAAUCUAUUAUGUGGUUAUCAUAAUUCCUGUAUUACUCAUUUGAGGGAUUUAAUAAAAAUAUUAAAUAAGACUAGAUCCAAAGGUAAUAGUUUUGAGCCUAAAGACACACUUGAGUAUAUUAGACUAAUAUCUGAAUUUCAUGCACAGACAAAGAUUGAGUUCGUCACCAAAAAAUACUUUCUAAAACCGUCGGAUUUUAAGGAUGGGAUUAUUCCAGAUAAUUUACUUCUCGAAGUAGCUGUGAUUAACAAUGAACAAAUUAUUAUUAGUUGGAUGGAUAUUUGCCACCAGGUAUAUGCACUAGCUUCACUCAUAACAAUUAUCACGUAUUGUUUUCAAUUGUCAUAUAAAUCUGCUCAAGUGCAAUCCUUGAUAAGUAAGUUAAUGGAGCCGAUGACUUUUUUGGAGUCUUAUCAGGAUAAUUCAAAUGCAAGAAAAGUAUGUGUGAUGAUGCUUCAAUGGCCGAUAUAUAUAGCAGGAAUCAAUUGCAUAUCUGAAAACCAUAAACUGUUAAUAACGAAGUGUUUUGAAAUUUCGGCACAAGCUGGUUCAAGUAGUGCAAUUCUCACACUCAAUAAAAUCAAGAAAAUUUGGGACAUUCAUGCGAGUAAUAAAGAAUGGAAUACAGACGAUGAUGAUAUGGAUAUAGUUACUUAUUAA